Molecule: messenger RNA, 1903 nt
Organism: Aedes albopictus (Asian tiger mosquito)
Lineage: Eukaryota; Metazoa; Arthropoda; Insecta; Diptera; Culicidae
Exons: 1
Coding region: 103-1509 (468 amino acids)
Biological process (GO): protein localization to plasma membrane; GPI anchor biosynthetic process
Cellular component (GO): membrane; endoplasmic reticulum
Molecular function (GO): glucosaminyl-phosphatidylinositol O-acyltransferase activity
Source: RefSeq, a predicted model, not a curated record
AAGCUAGAUUGUUACUUUUGGAUUAAUAGUGAUUAUUCUAUGGAAAUUGAGUAAUUUUAACAAUUAAAACGUAAUCACGAGUGAUAAAAAUCAAUCGCAAUUAUGGACCCCCUCGAAUACAAAGCUCUCCACGAGAGCGCCAUGCAGAACAACAACGGAACGUCGGCGUUGAACGUAUUCCUGCACAUCGUCCCGUCGUACUUCACCAUCUUUCACACGGUUCAACUGCUAUCGGUGGCAUCGAUCGCCAACGUUCCCGGCCGCUUCCUGGUUGAGUUUUCGCUGAUGGUCCUUCCGUUUCUGCUCAUGGUCACCAUAUUGCAUCGGCUGGUGGUGAACAUUGCCGUGACGCUGGCGCUGGUGACCGGGGUGUCGGCCGUACAUCAGAUGAAGGACAGGAUGCAUUUGACGCCGUUUGUGCAGAUUCCGGGAAGGCGGCCCCAGUUUAUGAGCGGCGUCCGGGCGUUGAUAAACCUGAUGACGGCGGUUUGCAUACUGGCCGUGGAUUUUAGAAUCUUUCCACGGGAGCUGGCCAAGACGGAGACGUUCGGAUUCGGGCUGAUGGAUGUUGGGGUGGGGUUGUACGUGUUCAGUAACGGAAUCGUUUACAAGGUCGAUGUAGAGAGGAAGCUGGAUUGGAAACGAGUGAGGGAUGUCCUAGUAGGAUGCAUUCCACUGUGUGUGUUGGGAGCGGCGCGGUUCUUCGUGACGAAGGAGAUCGACUAUCAGCAGCAUGUGUCAGAGUACGGUGUUCAUUGGAACUUUUUCAUUACACUGGCGAUCGUUAAAAUCUUCGGGACGCUGAUAAUGGAUGCUGUGAAGGAUCCGGAGAUAGCAAAGUUCAUUGCCAUUACGGUGUUGUGCUGCCACGAGAUGAUGCUACAUCUGGGUGUAUCCCGUUACGUCCUGAAUGAGAAAAUAGGACGGACGAACUUCAUUGAUGCCAAUCGAGAAGGCCUGGCGUCCGUUCCGGGGUACGUAGCGUUGUAUCUUGCUUCAACAUACAUCGGUUCCAUCAUGCGACCAUCGGUUGAGAUUCAACCCGUGAAGAAGUUCCUCCGACAGACGAUCAAGCUGAGCAUCAUUGCGGCCAUCUGCUGGAAGAUGAUCUAUGUUUGCGAAGACAUGUUCGGCGUUUCCCGACGAUUGGCCAAUAUGGGCUACGUUUUCUGGAUCCUGUCCAUCGGUUCGACCAUGAGCGUACUCUUCAUGCUUCUGGAAGUCUACGUCUACUACGUGAGGUUUGAGGAACCGAAAACGCCCGAACAGAUAAUGAAGGGGGACGACUUUUGCAUUCCAUACUCGCCGCUCAUUCUCAUUGCAAUCAACGAAAAUGGAUUGGCUUUCUUCCUGGCAGCAAACCUGUUCACCGGGUUGGUCAAUAUGUUGUUCCAAACGAUGCUGAUGGAACCACCGGCUGCCCUGGUGAUCAACAGCUAUUACAUCUUCAUGCUUUGCGUGGUGGUUGUGUUCAUGUACGUUAACAAGAUCAAGUUAAAGGUAUGGUAAUCACCGGAAGCAAGCAGUAAUUAUGUAAGUAUUCCCCUCUAGUCAUUAUUUAACUGUACUCAUCCAUCAUAUCUGUGUUAAAGAAGAGCAAAGACGUGAGUCAUUGUAUUAAUAAACUACUUUUGCCUACAGUAGAUCUAUUUAAGUUCUAAAUCAAAACUUAUACAAUUAUGCAUACAUCUUUAUUGAUUUCCUGAAACUGAGUUAUUAUUACUCUCUGUGACAAUUUUGUAAUAAAAUAUGAAAAUAUAUAUAAAAAGCUUUCCUUUUUAGAUGACUUUCCAUUGAUGUCUGAAUGCUUACUUAACUAAUUGAUUAUUUUUGCAACGAGAUUUGAAAACUUUUGAUUAUUUUAAAACAUUCAGUUAUUUCUAUGAUGCUAGUGCCAUGCCAA